This is a messenger RNA of Rattus norvegicus (Norway rat), 4536 nucleotides long. It is a transcript of the gene Lox, whose product is annotated as lysyl oxidase. The transcript is spliced from 7 exons. Gene Ontology annotation, cellular component: collagen trimer; extracellular matrix; extracellular region. The record is from RefSeq and is marked validated. NCBI's taxonomy places the organism in Eukaryota, Metazoa, Chordata, Mammalia, Rodentia, Muridae. Bases 273 to 1508 code for a protein of 411 amino acids. Gene Ontology annotation, biological process: blood vessel morphogenesis. Gene Ontology annotation, molecular function: small molecule binding; copper ion binding; collagen binding.
ACUGUGCGCUCUCCCGGACCGUCGUGCGCCGCUCCCCGUCGCCUUCCAGGACUGGGAAAGGGGAGAGGAGGACGGUGCCACGUCCGACGGCCUCCUGGGCUGGGGGCAGGGUCUGCCGCUCGCCCUUGGCACCAGUCCCUGCGACCCAUCCCCGAGCCUCGCCCUCCUCCUCCCUGCUCGAAGAGGUCUCCCUCCUUCGCGGGAUCUGAGUCCCUGUCUUCAUUUUUCUCCUAGCCACGUCCCUCCCCGAGAAGGGACGAGCCGGGAGCAUCAUGCGUUUCGCCUGGACCGUGCUCUUUCUGGGACAGCUGCAGUUCUGUCCCCUUCUCCGCUGCGCCCCGCAGGCCCCGCGCGAGCCUCCCGCCGCCCCCGGUGCCUGGCGCCAGACAAUCCAAUGGGAGAACAACGGGCAGGUGUUCAGUCUGUUGAGCCUGGGGGCGCAGUACCAGCCUCAGCGACGCCGCGACUCCAGCGCCACUGCCCCGAGAGCCGACGGCAACGCUGCAGCACAGCCACGCACGCCCAUUCUGCUGCUGCGUGACAACCGCACUGCCUCUGCCCGUGCGAGGACUCCAAGCCCAUCUGGGGUCGCCGCGGGUCGUCCCCGGCCCGCAGCCCGCCACUGGUUCCAAGUUGGUUUCUCGCCGUCGGGGGCCGGCGAUGGAGCCUCAAGGCGCGCAGCGAACCGGACUGCGUCGCCACAGCCUCCGCAGCUCAGUAAUCUGAGGCCACCCAGCCACGUAGAUCGCAUGGUGGGCGACGACCCCUACAAUCCCUACAAGUACUCCGACGACAACCCCUAUUAUAACUACUAUGACACUUAUGAGAGACCCCGGUCCGGGAGCAGGCACCGACCUGGAUAUGGCACCGGUUACUUCCAGUACGGUCUCCCGGACCUGGUACCCGAUCCCUACUACAUCCAGGCAUCCACGUACGUACAAAAGAUGUCUAUGUACAACCUGAGAUGCGCUGCGGAAGAAAACUGCCUGGCCAGUUCAGCAUAUAGGGCGGAUGUCAGAGACUAUGACCACAGGGUACUGCUACGAUUUCCUCAGAGAGUGAAAAACCAAGGGACGUCUGACUUCUUACCAAGCCGCCCCCGCUACUCCUGGGAGUGGCACAGCUGCCACCAACAUUACCACAGCAUGGAUGAAUUCAGCCACUACGACCUGCUGGAUGCCAGCACACAGAGGAGAGUGGCCGAGGGCCACAAAGCAAGCUUCUGUCUGGAGGACACUUCCUGUGAUUAUGGGUACCACAGACGAUUUGCCUGUACUGCACACACACAGGGGUUGAGUCCCGGAUGUUAUGAUACUUAUGCAGCAGACAUAGACUGCCAGUGGAUUGAUAUUACAGAUGUACAACCCGGAAAUUACAUUCUAAAGGUCAGUGUAAACCCCAGCUACCUGGUGCCUGAAUCAGACUACAGUAACAAUGUCGUACGCUGUGAAAUUCGCUACACAGGACAUCACGCCUAUGCCUCAGGCUGCACCAUUUCACCGUAUUAGAAAGAAGCUCACUUCCCAAAGGAUGAAGCAGUACCUGGUGUUUGGACCUAUGAAAACCGUAGAUUAGCUUAAGUAGGAAGACUUAGAUAUUUUAAAAGGCAAACGGAAAAACAACAAAGAAGGUUUUGUUUGGACUCUUUCACAACAAAUCACAUAACUGGAUUUUGAGUGUUUAAAUCAGCAUUAGAUUGGCACAUUUUAAAUACUUAUUCAUGUUGCUUUAUGAAGUAAUGGUGUUUCAAUUCUGUGGGUGCAUAGUGGGCUCUUUCAAAGAAUUCUGAAUUUCUUACCUUCUUUUGAAAUUAUAGUGCAAAAAGAAGAGGAUAUUUUAAUGAAUGAGCCACAAUUUGAACUGAUUACUUUCUAAAGUGCAGACCCAUGAGACAAUGAUGAUGGGUUUGUAUUUGCCUCAACAUAGAUUGCUUUUUAAAAAGGUGUUCCUAUUGUAUAGGCAAAAAUGGAUACACUUGGUGCUGAGGAAGGGUCAAAUACCUAACUAUUGUUGUCACGAAAUAUAGGUCUACAGCAGAGAGAUGGUGAAGUAUAUAUUCAGAUAGUUACAUCCCUAUAUAAAACUAUGUUUACAUUUUAGAUGCUUUUCUUUCUGUUAAUUGCUUAAUCUCACUCUGACUUGAGUCAACUUCUGUUUUGGAAUGAAUUAGAUAAUUCCAGAUUCUGGUUUGAUAAUUGUUGACAUUCCCCCCAUGCUACUUUUUCUGAGGGCAGAAACGUCUAAUGUGACGAUCUUCACAUUACCAUUACGAGGAUUCACAGCACAGCGAAAUCAUUCCGAUGACAGGUGUGAUAGAUGGAGAGCUAACAUGCAACUGCCGAGUGUUUCACUGUUAGCCAGAACUAAGUCACUGCCCACACAGCAAUUACACCAUGAAUCUCUAACAUCACAACCUUCUUUCAAAUACUGUAAAAAAAAAAAAUACUGGAAAACCUUUUUAGAUUUGUUUCAAUCUACCACGCUUCUGAAAUGUUCAGCUAUUAAGGGGAAUGUCAAUAUAUAUAUACAGCCCAAAUUAGCGAAGCCCAAAUUAGGGAAGCACAUAGCAUGGCAUACUUGAGAGGUUGGCAAACAAGAGGGAAGCAGGUACUUUCUGCAAAAACAGGGACUGUGCGCCACAAUGAGACCGCUGUGACCUUACUUCAAACUGUGAAACUGUGUGCAGCAGUAGGAUUUGGAGUCUUAAAUUCAGAAGGAGCAGAAAGAAAGAGAGUUAGACGUUUGAAUUCCUGGUGCUUAUGCUGACGUUUUCUCUCAUUUGCCAGCAUUAAAAUCUCAAGUAAGGUGUCUCCUGUGCCAGGACGUGUCAGGUAGACCUUUCUCAGUGAGCUGGAAUCCUGCCUUCUGUGUCAUAGAGUUGUAAGAGCAGCAGUUUCUACCCAUCAUGCUGUGUACUCACUGCUGCAGAGCAAGUGGGAGGGGCCAGAGAUGGGCCGUCCCCAGGGGCGGAUAGCGCGGUACACUUAAUUCUCUUCUGCCUGAAAGCACACUUCCCCGUAAGCGAAUACAGACAGAACUUUGAUUGAGCUGGUAUCUGACCGAUAGGAUUGCUUCUUUGAUGUACCUCUUUGACCUAGCUAGCAUUUCAGCUUUGAUACUGCAGAACGAUCUUUUCAAAUUAUAAUCAUUCUGAUAGAGAUAUCUUAAUAGACGUGCUUUUAAAAACAAAACGGAAACUACUGUCAGUAUGAAUACUGAGCCAGACUGGCAUUCAUAGAUUUAACAACUUGUAUUUCUAAGAUUCUUAACUCUAUAAAAGUAAUAUGGCUUUUAGAUAUAUAGGAUAAUAAUUUCAGUGAGACCGUUAUCUCUUUACUCAACAUUAUGUUAGGGACAGUAUAAGCCAAGCACUUACCUGUUACACAUUGGAGACUAAAACGACUGCCCCCAACCUUAGUAAGUAUGAAAACUAGACUCACAUUAUUUCAUUUUUAACUGCUAAAAGUAUGUCUAUAGAAUUUAAAAUUUAAGCACUACUAUUUGUCCUGGCCACAUUUUUCAAAAAUUAAGUUAAAAGUUAUUAAUUAUAUACAGGUGUGUAUUUCUAAUAAUUAAAAUACCUUUCAAAUCCAUGGAAUGUCUGCCUUUUAAAUGUAAUUUGGGCUUUUUUGUUUGAUUCUUUUUCACUUAACUAGCUGUUUAUUUGUAAACAUUUCUUUCCACGAUUUAAAAACACUUCCAAUCGGCUUUACUUCCUGAUUUAGCACUUCCUAUUUUGACCCUUGGGCAUCUGUUCUUCGUUUAAUUGGUGUAGAAUAAUGAUAAAAAUCCCAAGCUAGUCUAACCAAACUGCAUUCUUAAGAGUACUAAGUGGGAAUGAUGCAAAGUUCAUCAAGAAUUGAAAAGAAGCCGGUCUUUGCACUAAGGAAGACAGCAUAAUUAAGUCUUCUCGUUGCCAUCUGAGUAAUAUCAUGAUAUGGGGACCGCAGAAUCCAUCUCCGGUGGGAUGAUGGUAUAGCUUUCCUAGUUCCAGAAAAAUCUCCUUCACAUUUUAUAUAAUAAUUUAAUCACAAUGUCCAUCGAAUUCUUCCUUAGGCAUUCUUUGUAACAGUAGUGUGCUGCUCUUUAAAAUAUUAACCUCUGACACAUGUGUGAACCUCAUUCCCUGUGGUCACUAAAAUUUCUUCCCCACUGAGCAUCAAUCUUUAGCAGAUUUUAGGAAAAUACUGAAUUCUUAGUCAGGAAAUAUUUUAGGAAUAAUCUUGCUAACAGUAUAUUAAGUAAUAAAAUUACCCACUCUAUGUGUGUUUCAUUUUUUUUAAUUCACAUAGACAAUGGUUUUUAUAAAGCAAUGAUUUCAAUUUUUCCCAGCUACCCAAAGUCCUGGUUAAUUUGUGAACACAAAUUUUGUUAGCCUUCAAGUUUAAACGGUGCUGAAUUGUCUUAACUUGAAUGUAAAAAUGGAUUAAGGCUUAUCUCAUGGGACACAAACAUGUCCCAUAUGACUGCUUGCUGCGUACUAGGGGACAUGCCAUUUGGUGUUAAAUUGUCUAUAAUAAAGUUCGGUUUCUCCCA